UUUCUUUUAAUUUGCCUUUAGCUUCUGUGCUUCCUUAGCAAUUGUCUACGUCUCCUGUUUCAUCUGCUCCCCCUUCUCAGAACGAAAAAUGGGGGAGGGGAAUCAUGCUUUGAAUUCCCUGUUAUAUAUAUGUGUAUAUAUAUAUAUACACAUAUAUACAACUUUCUUUCGCUUUCCUCAUCCGUCUAGCAAUACCGUGACUACAAGUUCUUGAUGUUUUUAUACUUGGGAGAAGUAUUGUAGUAUUCAAUUCCCCUCUUAAUCUCCUGUUCUUGCUUUAAAGACUCUACCUUUAUAUAUUUAUAUAUAUAUAUAUACGAUUUGACUUCAUUUCCAAUUUUCUAACUUUCCACUUGAUUGCUCUUCCUCCCAAGUCCCACCCCCACUUUCAAGUGUUUUUCCAGGCUUUGUUUUGUGGUGUUUUUGGUUUUGGUUUUGGUUUUCUCCUCUGGAGAGUUUAUGAUGAUAUAGUGAUAAAAACAGCAGACCUCAACUGGGGUUUUUUUUCAUGGAAAUUGAUCUGAACCAUGCAGUGAGUGGGGGGGUGGAGGAGAAGAAGCAGAAGAAUGCAUCAUUUUGUAAUGGAGAGUGUGAGAAGGGGGGUGGUCUCUCCACUUCCACUUCCUCAUCAUGCUCCUCCUCCUCAAAUGCCUUUUCUUCUUCUUCCUCAGCUCCACCAUCUUCAAUCUACAUGGAGCUCUGGCAUGCCUGUGCUGGCCCUCUCACCUCCCUGCCCAAGAAAGGGAAUGUGGUUCUCUAUUUCCCCCAAGGCCAUUUGGAGCAGGCCUCUCCCUUUCCUCCCACCUUUCAGAUGGACCUGCCCACCCUUCCCCUCCACCCCCAGAUCUUCUGCUCAGUUCAGGAUGUUCAGCUUCUUGCUAAUAAGGAAAAUGAUGAAGUCUACACAAAGCUGACACUUUUGCCUAUACCAGAGCCAGUAGGUAUGAAUUUGGAGGGCAAAGAGCAUGGAGAUUUGGGGAUAGAUGAGGACGGUGGUGGUGGUGGUGGGGGGGCUGCCCCCGUAAAAUUGACCUCUCAUAUGUUCUGCAAAACCCUUACGGCCUCUGAUACCAGUACCCAUGGAGGCUUUUCAGUUCCUCGCCGAGCUGCUGAAGAUUGUUUCCCACCAUUGGAUUACAAAGAGCAAAGGCCGUCUCAGGAGCUCGUUGCUAAGGACCUGCAUGGAGUGGAGUGGAAAUUCCGACACAUCUAUAGAGGCCAGCCAAGGCGGCAUUUGCUCACCACCGGGUGGAGCAUCUUCGUGAGCCAAAAGGGUCUGGUGUCAGGGGAUGCGGUUCUCUUUUUAAGGGGAGAAGGUGGAGAUCUUAGACUCGGAAUAAGAAGAGCUGCUCGACCGAGAAAUGGAUUGCCUGAAUCAAUCAUUAAGAAUCAGACUUCUUAUUCCAGCGUUCUUUCUGCCGUGACAAAUGCUGUUUCUUGCAAGAGCACAUUCCAUGUCUUCUAUAGCCUGAGGGCAAGCCAUGCUGAUUUCAUUGUACCCUACCAAAAAUACGUGAAGAGCAUCAAUAACCGAAUCCCGGUUGGAACAAGAUUUAAAAUGAGAUACGACUAUGACGAUUCUCCCGAACGAAGGUUCAGCGGUAUUGUGACGGGAAUAAGCGACUUGGAUCCUUAUAGAUGGCCCGGUUCAAAGUGGAGAUGCUUGAUGGUUAGAUGGGAUGAUGAUGUGAUGAGUAAUCAUCAAGAACGGGUUUCUCCAUGGGAUAUUGAUUCUUCGGUUUCAUUACCGCCACUGAACAUCCAGUCUUCUCCACGAAUGAAGAAACUGCGGGCCAGUCAACCUGCACUGCCUCACGAAAGCCAUUUUUCAGACAUGGAGGAGUCUAUAAGAUCCUCUAAGGUCUUGCAAGGUCAAGAAAACAUAGGUUUAAUCUCGCCUCUCUAUGGAAAGAUUAACUGCCACCCGGAGUUUGAACAGCAAACUGUGCCUCGUCGGGAUUUUAUGCCUGCUGGUAUUGAAAAGACGAAACUCGGUGAACUUUUCCAAACUCAACCUCCAGCCAUGUACACAGGCUUUUUGGAAUCGAAUAGGUUUCCAAAGGUCUUGCAAGGUCAAGAAAUUUGCUCUUUGAGAUCCUUUGCCGGGAAAAAAGACGUAAAAUUCGGUUCCUGGGCUAAACCUGAACAGGGUUGCAAUGUUUUCCAAGCAUAUCAGAGCCCUAAGAACAAUUUCUAUCAUCUUGAUUCUCAAGGGAUGAGGAAUAAUACUUUUUUACCUUAUAAUGGGAUCUAUCGAGCUGGCCAGAAUCCCGUAAUGUUUCCACACAUGAAUGAUUAUCCUAGAGAAAAUCAUGUAUUGAAGCCGAUAUCCAUCCAAAACGGGAAAAGAAGGGAAGAGGGUACAAUACAAAAUUUCACCAGUGAGCAGAGCCCCCUCGAAAAGCCUUCCAAACUGGCAACCCCCGAGGCCCAUUUCAAGGACGAGAAGAGUGACCCUUUGAGCGGAACGGGGGGGCCUUGUAAGCUAUUUGGCUUCUCGUUGACCAAAGAGCCCUCCACCCUGAGCUCUCAAGGUUCUAGUAAGAGGAGCUGUACUAAGGUUCACAAACAAGGGAGCUUGGUUGGAAGGGCUAUUGAUCUCUCGAGACUCAACGGGUAUGAAGACCUGCUCAUCGAGUUAGAGAAGCUCUUUGGAAUGGAAGGCCUGCUGCGUGAUCCUAACAAAGGAUGGAGAAUCUUGUACACCGACAGUGAGAAUGACAUGAUGGUCGUUGGGGACGAUCCAUGGCACGAGUUCUGUGAAGUUGUCUCGAAGAUCCACAUAUACACGCAGGAAGAGGUGGAGAAAAUGAGCAUAGGUGGGAUAAGCGACGACACACAAAGUUGUCUAGAGGAGGCACCGCCAGUCACAACGGAUGCAUCAAAGUCAUCUUCAGUCGGCCUCCCCAACCCCAAUUCUUCUCCAACAGUGAGCAAGAUCUGAAGCUUUUUUAUGUCGUUAAUUCCCGUGUAAUGCUAUGAUGCUUUAACUUAGUUUGUAUCCUGAAAUUAUGCUCAAUAAUUUGCUCACUCCACAUGAUAAGUAUGUAAGUAGGAGGAGACUUUUUAUGACAGCAUAUGUAUAACCUGAGUUUGUACUAAUGAUUCCUAACAAUGGGAAUGUCUCUAGAACUAGAAAGCUUUUGUUGUUGUUGUUAAGCUUGCAAUCUUUAAUCUGCAGAAGUGAUUAGUCUGCUAAUGUCAAAAUUUCGUAUGAUGCAGUUUUUUUCAGUAG
Ipomoea nil (Japanese morning glory) is the source of this 3235-nucleotide messenger RNA. Its product is annotated as auxin response factor 4-like. Gene Ontology annotation, molecular function: DNA binding; protein binding. Gene Ontology annotation, cellular component: nucleus. The record is from RefSeq and is a predicted model, not a curated record. The transcript is spliced from 12 exons. The coding region runs from base 509 to 2944 and encodes 811 amino acids. Lineage: Eukaryota; Viridiplantae; Streptophyta; Magnoliopsida; Solanales; Convolvulaceae. Gene Ontology annotation, biological process: regulation of DNA-templated transcription; response to hormone.